AUGCAACGUCCUUAUGCCCUUCUCCGGAUGGCGACAUCCCUGAUGCAGCCAACGAACGGGUCUGGGAGCGACGGUGAGUCGCAAGCACGUCGUGGAUGUUUGGAGCGGCCGGCGCACCGCACGCUGAGAGCAUGGCACGGUGAGGGCCGGACCCAGAAAAGGGACACCGCGUGGGACGUCAGUCUUCACUGCAGCGACCGCCACCGAAUUCGGAUUUGUUCGCACCUUCUGCGGUCCCUCUUUCUCCCCUCACUUCUGUGCCGAGGACUGUGCCGCGGGAUCCAGCAGCGCAAUGUUUGGCCGCAGGAACAUGGCCCGAACAAAUGA
Molecule: messenger RNA, 327 nt
Organism: Trypanosoma cruzi
Lineage: Eukaryota; Euglenozoa; Kinetoplastea; Trypanosomatida; Trypanosomatidae
Exons: 1
Coding region: 1-327 (108 amino acids)
Source: RefSeq, a predicted model, not a curated record